This is a messenger RNA of Notolabrus celidotus (New Zealand spotty), 5124 nucleotides long. RefSeq names its product sortilin-like. Gene Ontology annotation, molecular function: protein binding. Gene Ontology annotation, cellular component: Golgi apparatus; membrane. The transcript has 20 exons. Gene Ontology annotation, biological process: endocytosis; vesicle organization; Golgi to endosome transport. The record is from RefSeq and is a predicted model, not a curated record. The coding region runs from base 98 to 2530 and encodes 810 amino acids. Lineage: Eukaryota; Metazoa; Chordata; Actinopteri; Labriformes; Labridae.
AAGAUGCAUUUGUGAUGAGGGGGGCAUGGUGGGGAGCCACCGUUGGGACAGAAGAGUUUCUUGCUGGGUACAAAGUUAGUCAAUCUUCUUUGUAAACAUGAUCGUCGUGUAUUGGAUCUUGGCGCUGUGUGGUUUGUCGCGUGCAGUGGGCACAGAUGUACCCUCGGGAGAAACGCUGUCAGACGUGAGCAGGCUGCAGAGGGAGUUAGGCAGGGAUGUGGAGCGACAAGGUUCGGAGAAGUCGGAGCUUUGGAAACGCAGCACAGGGCUGAAUGAACAGACAUGCACGGAUCUGACUGGAGUAGAGUCGACUCUGCAAAACAACACUCAUUCUUUUACCUUCAAAGUGAGGACCAUGGGUUCUCUGUCCCUGGCCUGGGUGGGAGAUGGAUCAGGGGUGCUGCUGGUCUUGACGACAUUCCAAGUGCCGCUGUUCAUGAUGCGUUUCGGACAGUCUAAUCUCUACAGGAGUGAAGACUAUGGGAAGACGUUCAAAGAUGUGACUCACCUGAUCAACCACACCUUCAUCCAGACUGAGUUUGGCAUCGCCAUCAGUCCUGACCACUCAGGGAAGGUGAUGCUCACUGGUGAUGUGUCAGAGAUCGGGGGAUUCAGACUGUUCCGCUCACAGGACUUCGGGAUGACCUUUGUCCCGACCGACCUGCCUUUCGAGCCCCUCAUUCAGAUGCUGUACAACCCUGCAGACUGCAAUGUGCUGCUGACGCUCAGUACCACGCUGGAUCUGUGGCUGUCUGAGGACUUUGGCGCCACCUGGAGGAGGAUCCAUGAAAGUGUUUGUUUGGUCAGAUGGGGUCAGAAAAACAGCAUCUACUUUACAACAAACAACAAUGGAUCGUGCAAUGAAAGAGGAAUGUUGGAGUUGCAGAAGACAACAGACUACGGGCGAAGUUCCAAAACCAUUGCAGCAAGAGUUUACUCCUUUGUCCUGGGAGGGCGCUUUGUUUUUGCCUCAAUUAUGACCGGCACGGGAACAGAGCGUAUGAUCCACGUGUCAGUGGACGGAGGUGAGGUGUGGAACAUGGCUCAGCUUCCUACCGUCAACCACGAACAGUUCUACUCCAUCCUGACAGCCAAUCAGGACAUGAUAUUCAUGCAUGUGGACGACCCCGGAGACUCCGGUGUUGGAACCAUCUACGUGUCAGAUGACAGAGGAACUGUCUUCUCCAAGUCCCUGGAGCGUCAUCUUUACACAACCACUGGAAGUGAAACUGAUUUCACAGUUGUUUCUUCACUGAGGGGCGUCUACACGACCAGCGUACUCACAAAAGACGGUGCAGUGGAGACGGUGAUCACAUAUGACCAAGGAGCAAGAUGGCAGACACUACACAGACCAGAGAACAGCAACUGUGAUACUGAAACCUCCACUAACAGGCCUAACAGAUGCAGACUUCACAUCCACGCCUCCUACAGCACCACCAUGAAGAUGAACGUCCCCAUGCUGCCUCUCUCACAGCCCAGUGCUGUGGGCCUAGUUCUAGCACAUGGCAGUGUUGGAGAAGCAGAAUCAGCUCUCGCGCCAGACGUGUAUGUGUCUGAUGAUGGGGGCUACUCAUGGAUGUUGGCUCUCAGGGGCCCCCAUCACUAUGCCAUACUAGACUCUGGAGGGCUGCUGGUGGCAGUAGAGCACACCAACUUACCUGUUAACCAGAUCAAGUUUUCCACAGACGAGGGGCAGUGCUGGCAUACGUAUAACUUCACCAGCGACCCACUCCACUUCAGUGGGAUGGACAGCGAGCCCGGCUCUCGCUCCAUGAACGUCAGCCUGUGGGGCUACAGGAACGACUUCAGCAAAUGGAUCGUGAUCACCAUAGACUUCAGGAAGAUCCUCACCAGGGAUUGUGCUGAAGGGGACUUUGUGCAGUGGCUGUCUCAUUCUUCAGACUCCAGUGGAUCUAAUGAUGGCUGUGUUCUGGGCUAUAAAGAGACCUUCCUCCGCCUGAGGAAAGACUCCGUCUGCUGGAAGGGGAGGGACUAUGCUGCCACUAAAAAGCUGGCCCCCUGUGCAUGCUCAGCGGAUGAUUAUCACUGUGACUUUGGGUUUUACCGUCCAGAGAACAGCUCUGAGUGUGUGGAGCAGGAGGAGAUGAAAGGUCGUCCCCUGGAGUUCUGUUUGAAUGGGACCAUAGAGGAGCUGCAGACCAGUGGCUACCGGAAGAUUCCUGGAGACCAAUGUGAGGGAGGUUUCCAGCCAGACAGGAAGGAGACAAACCUGGGGAGACUGUGCACCAGCAACGCCCUUUUUCCAAUUUCUCUGACUGACAACAGUACAACAAACACAGCUGUCAUAGUGAUAGUUAUCAUGGCAAUCCUGCUGACCAGCGCCAUCACCGGUGUUUGGUUGGUUAAGAAAUAUGUCUGUGGUGGACGGUUCCUCGUGCAUCGAUACUCUGUUAUGAGGGAACACGUGGAGGCUGAUAAAAUCGAAGGAGUGGAUGAUGUCGACCCUCAUUACAUGGAGACAGGAAAAGCACAGUACAAUGAAGACUCAGAUCAGGACCUUUUAGAAUAAGGUGGAUAUUUCUCACUUAUUGGUUCUUCUAGACUAAAUCUAACGCAGUCUUUCUUGAUGCCUGGGCACUUCUGUUGCUGAUUAACAACUUCAUCUUACUUCUCCCUGUCCCCCUGGUGGUCGGAGGAGUCAGCAGCAACUCACAUGGCUUCCUUGCACCAGUUGAGGCUCCCAAAAAAAGGCGAACCUGUAGUUUGGGGUGGAGGGGGGGUGGGGGGGAAAUCCAGCGCAGAACAAAAGAAAGCCUUUGAAAUCCCUGAGGAGCUUUUGUUGUUUCUGUCACUAAGAGUUCUGUAAAGACUGUUAUGUCUGAAUGUGGGCUCUGUUGUUAUAAGUGUUUGCUUUUAUGUUGACCCAAGAAAAGACGGUCUGUCACAUGGUAGGGAACUGCAGAAGCACAAUAUAGAGACUACAAUUUGGAUCUUUAGAAAGAAGAAUACAGAGAUGUUAAAAAAAUAAUUAGGGAAAGCACAGAAAACAAUAACUAGUGUUUUAGCUCUGAGAUAAUGUCUACUGUUAAUAAGUUAGUUAUGGUUUCUUUUCUGUUUAUCAAAGCUUGCAAGACACAGUCCUGUUGAGUGUGGCGGCCAUUUCAACAUUUAUUUUGCCAGUUUUACCGGUCACUAAAAAUGAGACAGUUUCCCCUUUUUGAAGGACUCUUCACUGUGUAUCAUUUUUUGGUAACAAGCUUACUAUUUGUGAAGACUUCAUUAAAUGGCAAAACACUAAGAGAAACAGUGCCUCCCAUAGUGUGACAGGUUACUAUUUCAAAACAAGUGCUAUACUUAUUUUGACCAUACUGAGAAAGUUCUCACCUCCUACAGAAAAAAGAAUAGCAGAAUUAUUUGUUGUCAGUUUAUUCUUACAUCUAAAUUAAAGCAGUGUAUAUAGGACUUUUAGCCAUGGCUAGUUUGCAAUCCUUGUCCCUUUUUUUUUUCUAUUCCACUUUUAUACUUAGGUUUUAUAUAAAAAUUAAUAGAUAUUUUUAUGGUCCAAUGUCAACGAUGAUGAUAUUGUUGUAAUAACUAUUGAUAAAGGGUUUUCAUCAAUCAGAAUCAAGUAUUCAACACAGCCUGGAAGUAAAUAAGAAAGCCAAGUAAUAAUCAUACACAUGCUAUCUUAGUUUAAGCCAUGAUUACUUUUGUAGCUGCUCCCAAAAUAACUAUUAACAUCAUACAUGAUAUUAGAAACAAGUUCCAACUAUUAUCAGCCACCAAAAAGCAAAAUGGACCAUCCUUUAAAAUACUUGUCCUUAAUUUUUAGUGCCUUGUGAAACUUUUGGACAAAAGGUUUAAAAGGCCAGCCAUUGUUUUGAAGACAUUUUUUUUUUUUAACAUAGCGCAGCUUCAUAAAAACCAACAUCUUAUACUCCCCCCUGUAUGUGUGGUGAAAAAUGAAAGACUUGAAUUUUUGCCAAAGCACUUUUAUAGUUUGAUUUUCUAAUGUUAGAAGAGAGGUUGUAGAGGUGAAAGCUAAUCGUAGUCCAGUAUGAAGGCAAUGCUAACCCAAAGUCUUUACUUGAACUUUCUGAUAUUUUUGCUUAACAGGAUGCAUCCUCAAUAUGACGCUAUUGUUGUUGUUUCUGUCCUUGUGUUUGCGUGUUUGUUUUCUUUUAAUUGGACUGAUAUUUUUCCUUAUAUCAGCCAUUGCCAGUUCACAAUUUGCUUAAAUUAAUAAUAUCAGGUCUCUUGAGAAGGACACAAGAAUGCAUGAAUAAAGGUUGAAUAUAAAAAUAAGAUUUAAGCUAAACCACCAAGAUAAUCAGAUGUUUUAGAGACCUUGUUUGAUUGUUUUCAGUCACCAGUGUUAAUACUGGAACAGUAAGCAAAAAUACUUUAAUGGAAGAACUGUAUAAGACUAAAAACAUUUGCAGGAUUAUAUUGAUGCAAUGUUUAGCCAGUAUGUUUGAUAUUAAAUCAGUGCAAUUCAAUUUAAUAAUCUUACACAUGUUGCAAAAUACCUACAAUUACAUUACUACUGUGCAAGAUGAAUGUGUCUGCUAAAUAUUAAUAAAGAGUGUAGACUACCUAAUUAGCAGAACUACAUCUUUUACAAAUAGACACAUUUUCUGUUGCAUGUAUUCUUUAGAUAAGAAGUCACUAGCUACCAUUUUGGUUAUCUACAGUAUAAUAACUGUAAUAUUUGGUGCUUGCAGGGCUUAAGGCUAGAGCUUGUUUUCUGCGGCAGACUCAAUAAUAUCCCAGCAAAUAAGCUAUUGUAAUAAGCUGGCCUGGUGUAGAGGCAUUUUCUCAAGGACUCGUGGGUGGACUUUGUCAUAUAUGACAGCAAAAUCAUUUGCUUGAUGCUUCUUUAUUUUUCAUAACUAUCAGUAAGAACACACCCAGCUAUUAACUGGAUUUCAGUUAUAUAUUUUUGCACUGUAUUUACAGAUCUGUGAAAAGUGACAUUUGUGCCUCCUUGUACAUUUCAUUUGUGUGUGAGGGCCAGAAGUUGUGAUCUUCAUUCCAUCUUGUUUCUUGACUGUUAACUAGAAUAUCAGAGAGGAGUCUUUGUUUUUUUAUUAAACUGUUCUGUAGCAAACAUGUUUGAUAAAAAGGUGUGCAUUUAUUGAAUAAAGUAACACUCUCAUUUCA